AUGAAGUAUACCCUUGAUCUUAUAUCAGAAACUGGGAUGUUAGGCUGCAAACCUACAGAUACACCUCUUGAGGCUAAUGCUCAUCUCAAGAGUACGGAUGGUGAGCAGGUUGAUAAAGGCCGAUUUCAGAGAUUGGUUGGGAGGUUGAUUUAUCUUUCACAUACUCGGCCAAACAUUGCUUAUGUUUUAGCUUCAAGGAAAGGUGUACUUUUUUCUUCCCAUGGUGACAUGCAUGUAGAAGCUUUUACUGAUGCUGAUUAG
This is a messenger RNA of Telopea speciosissima, 261 nucleotides long. RefSeq lists its product as uncharacterized. The coding region runs from base 1 to 261 and encodes 86 amino acids. The record is from RefSeq and is a predicted model, not a curated record. NCBI's taxonomy places the organism in Eukaryota, Viridiplantae, Streptophyta, Magnoliopsida, Proteales, Proteaceae. The transcript is spliced from 2 exons.